Messenger RNA from Pseudovirgaria hyperparasitica, 1283 nucleotides. RefSeq names its product aromatic compound dioxygenase. The record is from RefSeq and is a predicted model, not a curated record. Lineage: Eukaryota; Fungi; Ascomycota; Dothideomycetes; Acrospermales; Acrospermaceae. The transcript has 3 exons. Gene Ontology annotation, molecular function: catechol 1,2-dioxygenase activity; ferric iron binding. The coding region runs from base 201 to 1115 and encodes 304 amino acids. Gene Ontology annotation, biological process: catechol-containing compound metabolic process.
CUGUGACAACCGACCGGCCUAUCUGCACGGCAUGGUGCUGCACUGGAAUCAUCCUUUGUUUAUAUAGCUGUGAACUGCGCCGCGUGAGUCGUGCUAGAUUGAUAAUUCUCUCGUCCUUCUCAGUUCUCUCUGCCUGGUUCUCCUGUUCAACUGCGCUGCUCCCCCAGCUGAUAUCUAUCAUACCACACAAAUCACACACAAUGGCCGCUCCCGCCCCAAACAAGUUCGACCCCGACUUCACUCCCCAAGUCCUCGACUCCUUUGGUCCAGCGACAAAUCCACGCGCAAAGGUUGUCCUCAGCAGCCUCAUCAAGCAUAUCCACGACUUUGCGCGCGAAGUCGAGCUGACCACUGAAGAAUGGAUGAUGGGAGUGCAAUUCUUAAACUCCAUCGGACAGAUUAGCACACCCAAGAGGAAUGAGGGCCACCGCAUCUGUGACGUGAUUGGUCUAGAAUCACUCGUCGACGAGAUCGCGAAUAAGGUCAUCAUUGACAGCGGCGAAGUCCCUACAUCAACCACAAUUCUCGGCCCCUUCUGGUCGCCAAACGCACCAUGGCGCCAAAUCGGUGGCAGCAUCAUCCAAGACCCUCACAAUGGCCAGGUCACAAAAAUGCACGGUCGUGUCGUUGAUGUGAUUACGCAGAAGCCGCUGAAGAAUGCUGUCGUCGACAUCUGGCAGGCAUCGAGCAACGGCAAAUACGACUUCCAAGACCCUGAAGGCCAGUCAGAUAACAAUCUGAGGGGCAAGUUCAGGACAGAUGCGAAUGGAGAGUACUGGUUCUACUGUCUCAAGCCUACUCCAUACUCACUACCUACUGAUGGCCCUGCUGGUGUUCUUCUCGAUGUCAUGGACCGCUCUCCCUGGCGACCGGCCCAUAUUCAUCUCAUGAUCACCCACGAGGACUACCGCACCGUCGUCAACCAGAUCUACCCACGCAACGACCCCUACCUUGGCAUUGACUCCGUCUUUGCCGUCAAGAACGACCUCGUUGUCGACUUCGUGCCUCUGCAGGGCGACAAGCACGCUGAGCUAUCAAUGGAGUACAACAUCAGGCUGGCACCAAAACUCCUGCGCUCCAACCCCAUGAUCGACCCUGCGAAACACAAGAUCUAGGGAAGCGUUCAGGUUGGCACGGUAGAAGUAAGCGAUCGGAGAUACCUUGUAUAUAGGACGAUGACUUGCAUGGUAUGGUGUUCAAGAUCUUUCGGGCGUCAGAUUAGCAUCUAAGUAGACUGCGUUUUGCGUCGACUCACACAUAUUCAAAAUUUCUAAUCAGCCCCC